This is a messenger RNA of Gymnogyps californianus (California condor), 2997 nucleotides long. It is a transcript of the gene DEPDC1, whose product is annotated as DEP domain containing 1. Gene Ontology annotation, biological process: intracellular signal transduction. The transcript is spliced from 12 exons. The coding region runs from base 1 to 2460 and encodes 819 amino acids. The record is from RefSeq and is a predicted model, not a curated record. NCBI's taxonomy places the organism in Eukaryota, Metazoa, Chordata, Aves, Accipitriformes, Cathartidae. Gene Ontology annotation, cellular component: nucleus; transcription repressor complex.
AUGGCGAGCCGGCCGGCCGCCCCGGGGCCCUACCGCGCCACCAAGCUGUGGAAUGAAAUUACAAAAUAUUUCCGAGCAGGCAUGCCAUUAAGGAAGCACAGGCAACAUUUCAAAAAACAUGGAAGCUGUUUUACUGCGUCAGAAGCUGUAGACUGGCUCCAUGAAGUAUUAAGGAAUAACAGUAACUUUGGUCCUGAAGUUACUAGGCAGCAGACCGUUCAGUUAUUAAGAAAGUUUCUCAAGAAUCACGUAAUUGAAGAUAUAAAAGGGAGAUGGGGAUCUGAAAAUUUAGAAGACAAUGGUGCGCUAUACAGGUUUCCUUCAACAUCUCCAGUUAAACCUCUACCAAGCUCAUGUCCACCAAAAGAGAACUUGGAGAACUUCUCUAGAGACAAAGAAAGACUUUUUAAACUGCCGCAUUUAUCCAGGAGAACUUUUAAAAAACAUGACUUACUACAGUCUCUGGAAAAUUUAGAAAAAACAAACGCAGAUAUAAUAGAGGAAAACAAGGAAGACACACUGCAUAGGAAGGAAAUAAGCCAGGAAUAUGUGCAAGAAACUUGGAGAACUAUCAUUCUAAUACAUUUGCAAACCAUUUUAGGCCUCCCAUCUUUGGAAGAAGUUUUGCAGCCAACACAGAUAGUUCCUGAAUAUGUCAUAUACAAUAUGACUAACACGAGCAAACAUGGUGUUGUUAUUUUGCAGAACAAAUCAGAAGACCUUCCUCACUGGGUGUUGUCAGCUAUGAAAUGCCUCGCAUACUGGCCUAGAAAUAAUGACAUGAGCCAACCAACUUACAGUGGGUUUGAACGGGAUGUAUUCAGAACGGUUGCUGAUUACUUUCUCAAUCUCCCUGAACCAUUACUUACUUAUGAAUACUAUGAACUUUUUGUUAAUAUUUUAGUUAUGUGUGGCUACAUCACAAUUCCAGAUAUAUGCAGUGGAAAACAGUCUGUCCAAGAUGAGAAAUGUGAUCCACAACCUUCAAAAAUUCUUCACUUGAACUCUUUCAAGUCAACUGAGUGUCUUCUUCUAAGCCUACUUUCCAAAGAGCCUGACAAAAAAAAGAAGGAAUAUGAAGCUUCCAGGAAGUCUUCUUCAGAAGAGCUAACUAUUCAAAAACAAUGUGCAAAGAAAUUGCAGCAAUACAAACUGAAAUAUAAACAAGGUAGUGCUGAUAAUCUAAUAGGAGGAAGUUGUCAAAAUCUUUCAGGUUUCAGGAAUGAACAAGAUCCACCUCGAACAUUUAGGACAAGAUGUUACUCUUUGGAAAGAAUUGGAGAUACUGCUUCAGGUGUACGUAAUAAAGGAGAAUCCGAUUCCCUCAGGCAAAGUGAUGUAAACACCAUCCUGGGCACAAGAAAUGGAAAACAAUCACUUCCGUAUGAGCAUAAAGCUAACUCUGUAUUGGAGCUUGGUUUUGAUAACACAUGUCAAAAACAAACCCAUGGUAUCAAGAGAGUAUCUGCCUCAACUCUUCAGGAUAAAGAGCUAUUUCAUGAAAAUCACGGAUCGAAGCAAACAUGCAGGUCUCUGAGUUUACUUGGCAAGAGGAACUCCAAAAGUUGCACUAGCAUUAAUAUACCAGUUGCUGAAAUCACAGUAAAGCCAAGGUCUCAACUUUGUGGACAAGGAAAACCAAAUACCUCCGGUGUGGCUAUUUCAGUGGACAUCAGGACUGAGGUUUCUGAUAUCACCGUCAAAAAGAGGCUCUGCAAAAGUACCACAGAACUCUCAGAAUACUCUUUCACUCACUCUUCUUGUAUGUUGACUGGCACGCAAAAUCUCCUUCAGCCUCAUUUAGAAAGAAUUGCUGUCGAAGCACUACAGAUAUGUUGUUUGUUGCUUCCACCACGGAAUCGUAGAAGGAUUCAGCUCCUAAUGCGUAUGAUCUCUCGGAUCAGUGAAAACGUUGAUAUGCCACGACUGCAUGAUGCAAUGGGCACGCGUUCUUUGAUGAUACAGACUUUUUCCCGAUGCGUGCUAUGCUGUGCAGAAGAAGAUGAUCUUGAUGAGCUGCUUUCUACACGAUUAGUUUCAUUUCUAAUGGACCAUCAACAAGAAAUAUUUAAAGUACCAACUUAUCUGCAGGUUGCAGUGCGAGAUCACAUAGAAUACGUGAAGAUGGCUCAGUGCAAGUAUCCAAAGGAAGAAAUUUGUGCCAUAUUGCCAACGUAUUCAUACUGCAAACAAAUAACUCCUCAGGAGUUUGAAGAACAAAAGGUUUCUACCUCUCAAGCUGCAGUGGCAGAGCUCUUAGAGAACAUUAUCAAAGAUAAAAACUUGUCUGUGAAAGACAAAAAGAAAAAGUUAAAACAGUUUCAGAAGGAAUACCCUCUAAUCUACCAGAACAGAUUUCCAACUACAGAAAAUGAAGCAAUGCUAUUUGAGAACAAACCUACCAUCAAACAACCGAUGCUUAGCCUAAGAAAACCAAGAUUUCCUAGCCUAAGAUACUAAUUUCAUCACACUUCGGCUGCUUAUUUAUUUGAUGGAUGGAUGGAUGAAUGAUUUACCAAAGGGCACUUGCUACAGAAACUUGAUGGUGGCGCUGUGUGUAGAAGGAAGAAAUGUUUACAUGGACACUAUGUUGAAAGGUGCCAAAAUAACUUUUUUUUUUUGUGGAGAUAACUUUUGAAUGACUAAAAGAGAAAUAAAUAUUUAUCUGUUUACAAAUUAUUAAAAUAUAUUGUGCUCAGUAAAAUAAAUGUGAAAAUAAGCAUGAAGCUAUUAGUAACCAAAAAUUUAUAUAUGGUUUUCAUAUGGGAAACUAAUGAUAUGCAUAUCGUUGUAACUUUUUUAAUGUCUGUUCAGGAAUUUGUGCCAUUUAUUAUAGUUUGUGUAGGUUUUUAAAUGUCUGUAUGUUGUGAAUAAGUGCCUUCUUUGUAUUCUCAAAAUAUUUGUCUUUAAACAAAACGAAGUUCUUUGAGUUUGGGACUAAUUUAAAAGUUGGUUCUGUUGUUUCCAAGGGAGCCAGAAAUUCACCGUAAAUAAACG